AUGUUCGACAGGUUUAGAUCAGAAAAGAAACAGCCUACAUUGUCAGUGGAGGCUGUUCCUGAUAAUUCAUCGAACUCCAUUGAUAUCUCAAAACAAGUAUCUUAUAUCCCCUAUGAUAUAACUUCCCACGCCGACGUUGAGAAACUUGGAUACGAUCCUGAAGAUAGUGGUUUGGGUGAACUCAAACGUGGUCUAUCUUCCAGACAUGUCCAAUUCAUCUCUUUGGCCGGCGCCAUUGGUACCGGUUUGUUUGUGGGUUCAGGCGCCGCACUCUCAACGUCUGGUCCUGCCGGUUUACUAGUUGGUUAUCUAGUGCUUUGUUUUUUCGUUUGGUCAAUCAUGAACCAGUUGGCCGAAAUGGUCACAUGGCUACCUAUUCCUGGUAAAUCUACUCCUUAUGCCUUGGUUGAACGUUAUACUGGUAAUAAAUCAUUCUCAUUUGCUGCAGGUCUAAACCUUUGGUACGCUCAGGCGCUUUUGACUCCAGCGGAAAUUUCAGCAGCUGCCUUUGUUAUUCAAUAUUGGACAGAUUUAAAUGUUGCAAUAUGGAUCUCAAUCUUUUGGGUGACAAUUGUUGCACUUAAUUUCUGCGCUGUAAAAGUUUUCGGUGAAACCGAAUUCUGGAUCGCCUCAAUCAAAAUCCUAACAAUUGUUGGUUUGAUCAUUGUUGGAAUUGUGAUCUUCUUCGGUGGUGCUCCUAAAUCCCAUGGCGUUUUGGGCUUCCAUUAUUGGAAACAUCCCGGUGCGUUUGUUGAACAUCUAGCUGGUGGUAAUACCGGUAAAUUCUUAGCUUGUUGGACUUCAAUUAUUAAAUCUGCAUUUGCUUUCAUUUUAUCUCCAGAAUUAAUUACCAUAUGUGCAGCUGAGGCUGAAGCCCCACGAAUUAACUUGCCAAAGGCCGCAGAUAGAUUUAUUUAUCGUUUGUUCUUCUUUUACAUCUGCAGUGUCUUGGUCAUUGGUUGUAUUGUUGGCUCCAAUGAUCCAAGGUUGAUGAACGCUAUCAAUGAAGGUGCAGAAGGUGCUGCAGCUUCUCCAUUUGUUAUUGGUAUUCAAAUUGCAGGUAUUAAAGUCCUAAACCAUAUCAUUAACGCCGCUAUUUUAUCAUCUGCAUACUCUGCUGGUAACUCUUUUCUAUAUGCAUCAUCUAGAAACUUAUAUUCAAUGUCUGUGAGGGGUGAUAUCCAUAAAGUAUUUGCACGUGUGAAUAGAUUUGGUGUUCCCUAUGUAUCUGUUGGUGCCUCUGCUGCAAUUGCGUUGUUGGCUUACUUGAAUGUCUCGGAUUCUUCAAGUGUUGCAUUUACUUGGUUCUCAAAUAUCUCAACUGUUUCUGGUUUUAUCGAAUGGGUGUUUGUUUCAAUUACUUACCUUAGGUACAGAAAGGCAAUGGAUUACCAUAACAUGAAUGACAGAGUCACUUAUAGACCACCAAUCCAGAAGUUCGGUGCGUACGCUUGUAUUUUCUUUUUUUCUUUAGUUGCUUUAACUAAUGGUUAUGCGGUCUUCUUCCACUUUAAUGGUAGUGAUUUUGUUGCUGCUUAUAUCACCCUACCAAUUGUUUUAUUUGUUUAUCUUGCACAUGCAACAUGGACAAAAAAUUGGAAAGGGUUUGCUCCCCCGGAAGAAAUUGAUGUUGUCACUGGCCUCGAAGAAAUCGAAAAGGAAACAAGAGAGUAUGUUCCACCUGUUCCAAGAAAUUUCCUUGAACGUAUAUGGUUCUGGAUUGCAUAG
Molecule: messenger RNA, 1728 nt
Organism: Pichia kudriavzevii
Lineage: Eukaryota; Fungi; Ascomycota; Pichiomycetes; Pichiales; Pichiaceae
Exons: 1
Coding region: 1-1728 (575 amino acids)
Biological process (GO): amino acid transmembrane transport
Cellular component (GO): membrane
Molecular function (GO): amino acid transmembrane transporter activity
Source: RefSeq, a predicted model, not a curated record